Molecule: messenger RNA, 3428 nt
Organism: Perca flavescens (yellow perch)
Lineage: Eukaryota; Metazoa; Chordata; Actinopteri; Perciformes; Percidae
Product: disintegrin and metalloproteinase domain-containing protein 11
Exons: 24
Coding region: 151-2511 (786 amino acids)
Biological process (GO): proteolysis
Molecular function (GO): metalloendopeptidase activity
Source: RefSeq, a predicted model, not a curated record
ACGCGCAUUAUCAGAUGUUUAGCAGAUUCACUGUCGCUCUUCCAUCAUUACUGCUGUGCGUCUAUUUGGUCUUUUUCCUCCCCUCCGUCGGCCGGGUUCGUGACAUUUUGCGGCUCCCGAUGUUGUAAUCCGGGGGAAUAUGUGAAGAUCAUGCUGGCGGUGUGGUGCUUCAUGGUCUUUGCUGCAGUGGGCGAGAGGCUUGCGGCGGUCUCAGGUGUGGACAGGAGCCCGGUGCAGGAUGGACACAUCUGGGACUGGUUUAUCCCGGCAGGGGACACUGCCACCAAGGUCACCUAUCCAAAGCGACUGGUGCAGCAGAUCGAGUCGGAGGAGGAAAUGGCUCAUGACUACUUGGAUACCAGGGUGAAGAACAGCACCAGGAACACCUUGCCUGUCCACUUGGCCCAGAGCUGUUUCCAAGUGGAAGCCUUUGGACACACCUUCACUCUGGACCUGGAGCUAAACCAUCAUCUCCUGUCUUCAGAAUAUGUGGAACGACACUUUAACCAGGAUGGGAGACCUUCACAAUCAGUGGGAGGGGAGCACUGCUACUACCAGGGAAGGUUAAGAGGUUUACCAGAGUCCUGGGCAGCUCUCUCCACCUGCCACGGCCUGCGCGGUAUGUUCUCUGACGGCUUCUUCUCUUACGGGAUUGAGCCUGUUCACAAUGGGAGCAAUCAGGAUGAUGGCGCUCACAUAAUCCGCAGGAUGCCUGAUAUCAGACUCCCCCCCCACUGCCCAGACUGUACAGAGCACAGUGAGUGGGAUAGCAGAGGAGGUGAUGGUGAUGAUGACAGACCGGACCAAAUGAGGGAACAGCAGGUGUCUGGGGGGCUGAGGAGAUCUAAGAGAUAUAUUCGCAAGCCCUCUGUUCAGACUGAGACCAAAUAUAUUGAGUUGAUGGUGGUCAACGACAAUGAAAUUUUUGUACAGCUGCGUCGCUCCAGCAGCCAAACCAAGAACUUUGCCAAAGCAGUGGUCAACAUGGCAGAUGCAAUCUACAAGGAACAGUUGAACACGAGGAUUGUGCUGGUUGCCAUGGAGACCUGGACUUCUAAAAAUAUGAUGCCAGUAGUGGAAGAUCCAUUGAUAACGCUGCAGAACUUUAUGAAAUACAGGAAGGACAACAUCAAAGAUCAGAGUGACGUCGUCCAUCUUUUCUCAGGGCGAACAUUUCACAGUAGCCGCAGUGGGACGGCCUACUCAGGAGGGGUGUGCUCUCUAACAAGGGGAGGAGGCAUCAACGAGUAUGGGAAUGUAGGAGCAAUGGCCAUCACUUUGUGUCAGAGUCUUGGCCAGAACAUCGGUAUGAGGUGGAACAACGUACGCAACUCUGCAGGAGACUGCAGGUGCCCAGAUGCCUGGUUGGGCUGCAUCAUGGAAGACACGGGGUACUAUCUGCCCAGAAAGUUUUCUCGCUGCAGCGUUGAUGAGUACAUCCAGUUCUUGCUCCAGGGGGGCGGGAGCUGCCUCUUCAACAAGCCAAACAAGCUGUUGGACCCUCCAGAGUGUGGGAAUGGCUUUGUGGAACCAGGGGAAGAGUGUGAUUGUGGAUCCCAGGUGGAGUGCGCCCGUAAUGGAGGAGCCUGCUGUAAAAAGUGCACACUUACCCAUGAUGCCAUGUGCAGUAACGGACUCUGCUGCAGUGGCUGCAAGUAUGAGUUGAGAGGCGUGGUAUGUCGAGAGGCUGUGAACGAAUGUGAUAUCCCAGAGACCUGCACCGGAGACUCCAGCCAGUGUCCUCAUAAUGUGCACAAGCUGGAUGGCUACAUGUGUGAUUCUACUCAGGGCCGCUGUUAUGGUGGACGAUGCCGAACUCAUGAUGGACAGUGUAGGGGACUCUGGGGUUAUAAUUCAGCGGACAGGUUUUGUUAUGAGAAGCUGAACGCUGAGGGGACAGAGAAAGGCAACUGUGGUCCAGGUCCUGAAGGCCAGGGCUGGCUGCAGUGCAACAAGCCUGACGUUUUAUGCGGCUUCCUGUUCUGUGCCAACGUGACGACAAAACCAAAGUUUGGAGACCUGCAGGGUGAGGUGACCAGCUUCACCCUCUACCACCAGAACAAGUACCUGGACUGCAAAGGUGGUCAUGCUCUGCUGGAGGACGGAUCAGACCUGGGCUAUGUGGAGGAAGGCACUCCUUGUGGUCCCAACAUGAUGUGUUUGGAGCGACGCUGCCUCCCUGUGGCAGCGUUUAACCUCAGCACCUGUUCUGGAUCCAACAAUGGACGCAUCUGUUCCGACCACGGGACCUGCAGUAAUGAGGUGAAGUGUAUCUGUGACAGGGACUACACAGGAAAGGACUGCAGUGUCUUUGAUCCCAUCCCUGAGCCAACCGUCCCGACAGACCAAGUGAAGAAAGAUCUGGUGGAGGAUAAGAUGUCUGUCUGUCAUUCUGUCUCCGUCCUGUCUAGUCCUGUCUUCCUCCUCACACUGUCGUUUCCACAUCAGAGAAGAGGGGAACAAAAAAAAGUCUUCCACUCCUGUCCUAAAAUUUUGCCAAACUUCUUCUGAUCAUUGUUUCCUCCACGCUCCGUCUGCUCCUAUGGUCUGUCCUACUGCAUGACUCCUCUGGGCCUGUGGAGCUUCUCUCACCAUACCAGCCAAAUCAUACUUGUGUGGCCGCUUCCAGCAGACCGCAGAAGACCGUGUCUGUGCCACGCCUAGAGCAAGCAGGUGGCUCUCCCUGUGGGAGACACUAGGGUCUAUCUCCAGUCCGGUGGCUCUAAGAAUGGGAUUCGGUGUCUGUGUACCUCCUUUACUCACAUCUUGAACAGUCUGAUGAAUAACAUAUCAACAGUGGACCAAUUUAAAAUGAGACCCGUCUUUCCAAUGCCUGCCUGCCUGCCUGUAUACAAACUAAACUGGCCAGCAACUGAGCCCACAGUUAAAUGUUGGACUAGCACACAGACUGGCCAUCUAACAGACUGAAAUAAUGUUAGAGGAGCUGAAUAGUUUCCUUUUUUCUUAAAGGAGAAGGACCUGAGGCACAGUUGCUCCCAGGCCAGGCCUUGACAUGUCAAAGUGGACAAUUAUCUGUUUUAAUCUACAAAGUCUGUCAACAUGUAUAUAACUGAAAAGAAGUUGUGCAUUGGACUGUUGUUUUCCAAAGAGAGACAAAGGAAGGACAAAUGAUCAUGUACUGUAAAUUGAUGGCUCAAAAACCAGUCAGCCACUGGCCAGAGCCCAGACUAAUACCUUUUCAUUGUUAUUUGUUCUUUUAACAACCAACCCCCACCCAGAGGUUUUCAGGUACAAAGAGGGAAGCUAGGUGUUAUGGUUUUGGGAUCAUUUUAAACCACUGAACCUUGACGCAGCAGAGACCGUAACUUAGUGUUUUCAACCACAGACUGACCAACACACAUUCCACAAUAUCUGUCGUUGUGCGUGCUCACCACUUUCAGGCCCAAAAUUUGUACACUUGAGGUUUA